AAUGUCUCACCACCAUCAAAAGUAUUAUGAAAGACCAGGUAAUUCAUUCAUUUUAAUAUAAGAUGGAUAUGUAUACUCACAAGAAGAAUUAGAUGCUCAUAGAAUACCUUUACCCUUUAGAGAUAGAUGUGUUAAUUUUUAUGUCCCAUUCUUCAAGUGCUAAUAAAUUAAAACAGACAAUUUAUUCAAAACAGCUCUUGCAGCUAUUGAUUAAACAUUAGAUCAUUGGUAUUUCAUUACUUCUAUUAUUAGGGGUGGAGAAUGUUACAAAGAAAAAAGAGAUUAUCUAAAUUGUGCUAAAGCAGCGUAUAUUCUUUAUCAAAUUAUAUUUCAGUUAUCAAUAUUCCUUAGCAGUACCUGUCUAAAAUAUUUAUACUGCUAAUCCAUGGUAUGCUAGUCAAGAAGGAGUUUCAGCCGAAUUAGAAAAAAAUCAUUUUAGUUCACCAGUCUUAUAUUGAC
Paramecium pentaurelia is the source of this 459-nucleotide messenger RNA. The record is from the annotation of a GenBank genome assembly. NCBI's taxonomy places the organism in Eukaryota, Ciliophora, Oligohymenophorea, Peniculida, Parameciidae.